Molecule: messenger RNA, 1881 nt
Organism: Penicillium mononematosum
Lineage: Eukaryota; Fungi; Ascomycota; Eurotiomycetes; Eurotiales; Aspergillaceae
Exons: 6
Coding region: 1-1881 (626 amino acids)
Biological process (GO): DNA-templated transcription; regulation of DNA-templated transcription
Molecular function (GO): DNA binding; zinc ion binding; DNA-binding transcription factor activity, RNA polymerase II-specific
Source: RefSeq, a predicted model, not a curated record
AUGGGUCGGAAUCCCCGCCGUCUUGUGCCCGGUCCCUCGCCUUCGGAUGACCGUGACCAAGAAACCUACCAUGACCAUGAUACUGAAAAUGGUAGUCCACCCGCUGAUGAAAUGAAGGGUUCUGGUACGUGGAAGAAGAGGGUUUCAACUGCUUGUCUGGCUUGUAAGAAGUCGAAGAGGAAGUGCUCGGGCACAUCUCCCUGCGCAAACUGCCAAACCUUCAAAAGAGUCUGCAUCUUCGACGAAUCCCUCGACCAACGUCGCCGCGUCGCCGCAAAAAGAACAGCAGACGAACUCUCCUACCACCGCGACCUCCUCUCCGACCUCUUCAAGCUCGUCCGCGAAGCAAACGAAUCAGACGCCCUGCACCUCCUAACAAUAAUCCGGCACAAUGCUCCCGCCGACGAAAUCCGCGCCUACAUAAACAAAACCCUGUCCUCCCUCGCCACCACCUCAACAUCAUCAGCCCAUAAACAGGAAACCGUCGCCAAGCUCGAGGAUAUGCGUCAGCUUAUCAAUGUCGAGGGGACCGGUCCGACGUUCAGGCGGAAGGUUAUGGAUAUUCAUUUCCUGUGUGAUUCCGCGCCUUGUCAGGUGCCUGCUAAGCCGUGGACGAGAGUUACGGCUGAUGCGGAUCUGGUGUCGCAUCUUGUUUCGUUGUACUUUGCGUGGGAUUGGCCGGUUGCCGCGUAUUUCUCUGAGUUCUCCGAGGCUUAUGUUGUUCCUGGUGAUAUCUCUUCGAAAGGAUGUGACUUCCUUGCUGAGGCGGAGAGGUUGAGGGAUGAGGAGAGUUCUCAGCCUAGUUUGGCGGGUUUGCAGGGGACGUUACUGAUGUAUGAGAGAUAUGCCAUGUCCCGCGAAGACGAUCUGGGAUAUAUCAUGUUGCACAAGGCUAUCAAAAUGGGCGAAGCAUUGGGUUUGGUCGGCAGAACUGGACCUAGAAUGGCUUCGGGCGAGUUAUCCCAGGACAUGGAUAUCUCAUGCAAGCGCACAGCCUGGGGUUUGUUCAAUGUCGACACAAUGGUCCACACAUCCUUCCUCCGGCCAAGUCUCAUCGACCACGUCAACAUGGCCCGUCUCGAUAUCAACCCGUCCGAAGACCAAGCCCUCUGGGAACCAUACCCAACGCACCGCAACCCGCGCCCGUCAUUCUUCAGCCAAUACUUCGACGAAGCAUGCAACCUGUCAACAAUUGCGCGCGAUAUCUCGCGCAGCAUGUUCGCAGACCACAGGACCAAUACCGCCCUCGGUCCCAUCCCCCGCCAGACCCGCGAGGAUCUAUACGACCGUAUCCGCCGCUGGAACGAUCUUCUCCCGGAGGACUUUGACGUGCGGUACAGACCCGCUCCGCAUAUCAUCUUACUGAAAAUGCGCUACCACGCCCUCGUCAUAAACCUCUUCAGCUGCAUCUCCGAAGACGAAGUCGCACCCAUCCCCUUCGAACCCAAAACACCGGAAAGCCCACCGCGCCACACGCCAGAGAGAAAAUACAACGCGCGGGAAGUGACGCAGAACGCGGCGCGCGGCAUCGCCGCGCUAACGCGUCUGCAUCGACGCGAGUUCGGCGUUAGUCGCGCGCACCAGUUCGCCAUGUACGCGAUCAACCUGGCGCUGUUUACGAUGCUCGAGCAGGAGUCGUUUGAUGUGCUCGAUGAGGAUUUCCUGACUCUUUCCAGUGCGUUCUCGGUUGUUGCGAUUCGGUCUGCGCUGGGCCGGAAUCUGUUUCAUAUUUUCCGGCAGUCGGUGCGGGCUAAGGGGCAGGGGGAUCGGAUUCGGGGGGUGAGUUCUGUGCCGGAUGAGUUGAAGGAUUUGUUUGAUGAGGGGUCGAGGAGAGGGGGUGUAGUCGGUUUGAUGAGUAUGCUGAUGGACUUGAGAAGUUGA